AUGGUGAUAACAUUGACCAUUGUUAAAGGUAAGAAGGAAAAGCUUCAGAAGCAGCCAGAACAAAUCAUUCUAUCAGAGGUUCGUCAAAUGGUUCAGCAGAUGGAAGCCCUCAAUCAGCAGCUUGAAGAAACUGAAACUGCCAUAGAUGAAUAUUUCAAACCAAUUGAUAAGAGCGCUCAGAUUAUAAUGGACAUGCAACUGGACAAAGAAGAGACACAAGCGAAGGAGAUGGCAAAAAUAAUGAAAGAGCAAAUAGCAAUGCAAAGAGAAAUUGCAAGCAAGAGAGCUCAAGCCACUUUCAUAAGGUCUAAAGAUGCCCAACAGAGUGAAAAGGUGGCUGAAUGUUCUCCAAAGGAAGAUGCCAUAAAAUAAUCACCGGUCAUUUUUCCCUUGUCUUUUCUGUAAACAAGUAUUGCAAGUGGAUUUUUUACAAAGACUUGCUGGGCUAGGCAAUAAGUAUGGACCCCAUGGUAGUACAGUUUCCAUAUUUUGUCACUAACAAGAGGCUAUCCUUUUCCCGGGCAGAGCUCGGAAUAGUGCGCUUUAUUAACCAAGACUGAAAUCAUGGAAAAAUUGCCCAAUGUGAUUUUUGCCUAUGAAA
Oryza brachyantha (malo sina) is the source of this 601-nucleotide messenger RNA. RefSeq lists its product as uncharacterized. The record is from RefSeq and is a predicted model, not a curated record. The transcript is spliced from 3 exons. NCBI's taxonomy places the organism in Eukaryota, Viridiplantae, Streptophyta, Magnoliopsida, Poales, Poaceae. Bases 1 to 372 code for a protein of 123 amino acids.